GUUAAUUUUCCUCCCCCUUCAAAGCACAAGAUACAUUCUGGGAAAUCCUAUAUUAUGUAAGAACUUGGGAUUUAGGAAAAAAGGAUUUAAUCUGUUAUAUAUUCCACCUUUAUUCUCAAAGUAGCUUUAUCCCUUUACUGCAUAGCUCUGCCCCAACAUAUACAUCUUUGAUACUUCUAUACAUCAGUAGCACAUAAAACAGUUCUUUGAGAUUCCAUUUGAAAUUUUGACAAUGAACUAUUCAGUUAAUAUUGGUAUCCUACUUUUGGUGCUUUGUGAACUUCUGGACAAGAAUCAUUUUUGUCUCUUUCACUUCCAGUUUUUCAAGACUUCACCAGUGGGAAGCUGGUGGAAGUCGAGAUUUCCUGGGCUUGAAGAGAGGCCCCGUCCUUCCAUUGACUGCUGCGUGAGGUCGGCGCGUUCCUGUGUCGUCAUCAGGCCGCGCCGCCACUGCCGGUGUUUCUUUAGAACCCGCGUGCGGUGCGGUGUUGUCUGAGCCAUUCGGGAUCCCGGAGGCGGGUUUUGGGCUUAGUGGGUCUGUCUUCCGGCCUCGUGUCCAGUGCCGGCGCCCGUACUCCUCCAGAAUGGCGAUGCUGGCUGAACCUCGGAGGAAGCAGAAAUGGUCUGUGGAUCCAAGGAACACUGCGUGGAGUAAUGAUGAUUCCAAGUUUGGCCAAAAAAUGCUGGAGAAGAUGGGAUGGUCCAAGGGAAAGGGUCUAGGGGCUCAGGAGCAAGGAGCCACAGAACAUAUUAAAGUUCAAGUUAAAAACAACCAGCUUGGGCUGGGAGCCUCAGCCAAUCAUGAGGACAACUGGCUGGCUCCCCAAGAGGAAUUUAAUCAGCUUCUUGCUGAAUUGAACAGUUGUCAUGGACAAGAAGCAAAAGAUUUUUCCGACAAGGAGAAGAAAUCGUUUAGCCUUGAAGAGAAGUCCAAGUCCUCAAAAAGACGUGUUCACUACACAAAAUUUACAAAGGGAAAGGAUCUUUCUUCUCGGAGUAAAACAGAUCUAGAUUGCAUUUUUGGGAAAAGGCAAAAGAGCGAGAUUUUGAAGGAAGAUCAUAAUUCCAGUGCUGCAAGUGAGGAAAAAGCCACUCCCACCAUGACCAGUAACCUCACUGUACAGGAAUAUUUUGCCAAACGAAUGUCAGAGCUAAAGAACAAGUCAUCAGCCACACACACCACUUCUGCUGAAACCAACCCUUUUGGAGAAAAAAGGACUAAGCAGAAGAAAGAGAAGAAGAAAAGGAAAGAAGCCAGGGACUGGGACAGACCCAAGGCCAAACAUCCCAAAAAGGAGAGUCUGGAGGAGGGGGACGAGGGGGGAUGGCACGCUGACUAUAAGUCAGAGAAAAAGACCCUUGCUGAGAAUAGAGGCCCUGCUUAUAUGCAGUGCCUGGAUGCUUCUCCCCAGAAGAGAUCAGUUUGUGAUGAACAAGAGACCUCCACCACAGAACGGAAAAAGAAAAAAAAGAAAAAGCAAGAGGAAAUGGUCAUGAAAUCUGCCCAAGAUCAAAAAUCAGAGAGGAGGAAAAAGAAGAAGAAGAAGAAGGAGGAGGAGGAGGAGAAAGAAGGCCUGGAAUAAAGAAGGUGCCCUUACUUGGACUUUCAUAUCAUUUGAAUGUCAUAAUACUUUUAGUGCAGCCUUAUACAAAAAAAUAAAAUAAAAUAAAACAACAACGAAAAAGAAAUCCAAAGAAAGAAAGAAGCUUUGGCCUGAAGUCAGAGCAGAGUUUACCCAAGAUGAUUGUUCACAUCUUUUAACAUGCCCAUGGAUUGCCGGGUCUCGCCCUCUCAUCACAUUUUUUCCCGACUAAAAAAAUUCCCAGAAGAACUUGAAAAAUGAUCCAAAUCAUGUCUCUCUGAAGCAAGUUUAUUUUUAAGACCCUGGAUCCUACAUUGUUUAUAUAUCUGGGAGGCGGGAGGGAGAGUAGAGGAGGGAGAAACAUAUGUGAGGUAUAUAUGCCUUUGCAUAUGCACACACAGAUAUUUGAAUUUUCCACUACUUCCUUUGGCAAUAAUAAAUUAUGCUUCCUUUUGAAAGAUUUGCUCUAAUUAAAGGAUUAUGAGUCGAUGCUGGAGAAUAUAACCAAAUAGUUCCUAUUGUUCUCUAGCCAACCAAUAUAUUUGUGCCAAGUAGGAAUUAUGUGAUUUUUUUUUUUUUUGCCCCAGAUAGGCUUUCUGUAUGGACAUUUCUGUUGCUUCUACUCCACUGAUCAGUGGCUAUCAAGCAUUCCAAAGAUUCUAAAUGACUUCAAACUAUUAUCAUUGAACUAGAUUCUCUGUGUAGUUUUGGUCUGCUAAGUGUUAUAAGAGACUUUUUGUGUCUACGUUGAAUUUUACCCUUUCUGAGCUAUUUGCAUGUAUUUGGUUGUACCUGAUGCCAAAUUAGCCAUAGCUCUGGAAUAUUACCCCAAUUACAAUAAUCACAUAUGCAAAAUCUACCAAAAUAAAAUAAAAACUGAAAGCUAAAGAUUUUCAGAUUAUUAACUUCAUAUUGAAAUUGAACUUAUUCUUUGGAUUCUGUCUCACAUCACUGCUAUAU
Molecule: messenger RNA, 2543 nt
Organism: Dromiciops gliroides (monito del monte)
Lineage: Eukaryota; Metazoa; Chordata; Mammalia; Microbiotheria; Microbiotheriidae
Gene: PINX1
Product: PIN2 (TERF1) interacting telomerase inhibitor 1
Exons: 8
Coding region: 585-1583 (332 amino acids)
Biological process (GO): regulation of ribosome biogenesis
Cellular component (GO): nucleolus
Molecular function (GO): nucleic acid binding; telomerase inhibitor activity
Source: RefSeq, a predicted model, not a curated record